Phalaenopsis equestris is the source of this 1723-nucleotide messenger RNA. RefSeq names its product cytochrome P450 81E8-like. Gene Ontology annotation, molecular function: iron ion binding; heme binding; monooxygenase activity. The transcript has 2 exons. The record is from RefSeq and is a predicted model, not a curated record. Lineage: Eukaryota; Viridiplantae; Streptophyta; Magnoliopsida; Asparagales; Orchidaceae. Bases 1 to 1560 code for a protein of 519 amino acids.
AUGGAGGACAUCUCCGUCUUCUCCUGCUUAGUUCUCCUCCUUUCCUUCCUCCUAACCAAAUUCGUACUAAACAACAUCAAUAACAGGAGGAAGAAUCUCCCUCCAAGCCCACCUAACUCGCUUCCCAUCCUCGGCCACCUCUACCUCCUCAAGAAGCCACUACACCAAUCCCCUGCCCACCAACCCCUCGCCCGUCCCGCAUCCCUCCACGGCCCGAUUCUCCUCGUCCGCUUCGGAAUACGACCCGUCCUCGUCAUCUCCUCUGCCUCCCUUGCUGACGAAUGUUUCACCACAAACGACAUCUCCUUUGCGAACCGCCCCAAAUUGCCCUCUGCCAGCCUCACCACCUACAACUACACCAGCUUUGAAUCCACAUCGUAUGGCUCGCAAUGGCGCGAUAUGCGCCGCAUAGCCAACACUGAAGUCCUUUCGUGCCAUCGUCUCGCUUUCUUCUCGGAUGUUCGGGCUGACGAAGCCCGAGCACUAGCUCGUCAACUCUUUCAUGAUUCCACUCAUGAGGACUUCACGAGGGUGGAACUUAGGCCACGACUUUCUGGUCUAGCCAUGAAUGUGAUCAUGAAGAUGGCGGUCGGGAAGAGAUACUACGGGAAAGAAUCCAUGGACGACGGGGCACGACGGUUCAAGGAGUUAGUAGAAGACUCUUUCGCCCUCGACGGCGCUUCUAAUGUUGGUGAUUUCCUUCCUUCUGUGAUCGGAUGGUUUGCACGGCGAAGAGUGCAGAGUAGAAGAGCACAAAUUCAUGGCUACAGAGACAACUUUAUACAAGCCCUUGUAGAGGAGCAGAGGAGGAUGAUGAAAGAAGAAGUGGGAGAGUUGGCAGGGAAAAAGAGAAGCAAUAAAACAAUGAUAGAAACCAUAUUAUUGCUCCAAAGAACCAAUCCCGAACAAUACAAUGAUCGUUUUAUCAAGUCGCUUGUUACAACUUUGGUAUCAGCGGGAAUAGACACUUCCUCAAAUACAAUUGAAUGGGCAAUGUCUCUUCUUCUAAACAAUCCCGAGAAACUCGAGAAAGCUAGUAAGGAAAUCAAUGAGAAAGUAGAGAAUGAUCAUCUUAUAGAAGAAUCAGAUCUCGUCAAGCUUCCAUAUCUCCAUUGCAUCAUCAAUGAGACGCUUCGAAUGUAUCCUGUUGGUCCUCUUCUUGCACCUCAUGAAUCAUUGGAAGAAUGUAAGGUGGGAGGCUAUAAUAUACCAAAGGGAAUGAUGCUUUUGGUGAAUGCUUAUAUGAUUCAGAGGGAUCCAACAAUAUGGCCGGAGCCAACUAAGUUUCUUCCAGAAAGAUUUCUUCAGAGCAAUAAAGUGGAUGGAGGGAAGAUGAUUCCUUUUGGAAUGGGAAGAAGAAGAUGUCCGGGGGAAGGACUUGCCAUGAAAGAAAUGGGCUUGGUUUUGGGUACUUUGAUUCAGUGUUUUGAGUGGAGAAGAAUUGGAUUGAAAGACAUGGACAUGAAGGAAGGGUCGGGCCUCAUAAUGUCAAAAGCCAAUCCUCUAGAGGCAAUGUGUAGACCACGCAAAUCCAUGAUUUCUACCUUAUCUCAACUAUAAAAUACUUGAAUGUAUUUAUUUAUCAUAUGAAGAUAGCGACUUCUUUAAGAAGAUGAUUAAAAUAAAUGUGUGGUUGGCUGCAUUGGAGAUGAUUUCGGGUGUGUUGGGGGGGGAUUAUUAUUUUCUGUUUCAUCUUAGUUUUAAAUCAAUAUAAAACUUAAAC